Diabrotica balteata is the source of this 706-nucleotide messenger RNA. The record is from the annotation of a GenBank genome assembly. Lineage: Eukaryota; Metazoa; Arthropoda; Insecta; Coleoptera; Chrysomelidae.
UUUUCCUGAUAAUUACUUAUUGCGUCAACUUUAUUCUGCAUAAAUACACUUAAAUGCGCGUACACAAGUACUUUUCUUUAGUGAACAUGGCCAUGAAUCGUUUUUAUUUGGUGCUGCUAUUGACCCUCGUUGGCAGCGCUCUUCUAAGCGCCACAUGUUUGAAAGAUGUAUCACAAUGGGAAAAUAUUUUUAGAACAAGAUCCUCAGUUAUUCCACUCAAGCAUUGGGGAAAUAAAAGCUAUUUUAUUGGCGACGCCUUUCAGCUCCCUUGGUACGAGGCUCUAAGUUUUUGCAGCCAAAUUCAUAUGCAAUUGCUUACCAUUACUUGUGAUGAAGAAAAUGAAAUGAUUUUCAACUACUUAAAAGAGGCUGGUAAAGGUUUUGAAUAUUGGACAUCAGGUACGAGAGCAAUUGACCAAAACAAAUGGAUAUGGGUUCCUUACGGUAAAGCAGUAGACUACACAAAAUGGUCCGCUGGCCAACCUAGUGAUCCAGCUGGAGAAAAAUGUUUACAAGUUUGGAAUAUUGGAGGAAAAUUAGAAUGGAACGAUAGACCUUGCUGGGUACCUUUCUAUUUUAUUUGUGAAAGGUAUAAUUAUCAAAAUGUAGACUCAGAUAAACCAUGUAAAGCAUAAGGUGUGAGAGAGUCGGGAUUGUAAUGAUUUAGAAAACAUUAAACACAAUUAUUAACUAAUACAUUGUAUUA